AUGUCGGCAGCAGGUCCAGAGCUCCCGCCACAUCUCCUAGCCAAGAGGAAGCGUCAGCAAGAGGAAGAGGAGAAGAAUCAGCCAACCACCUCUUCCGGCGCAAAUCAAGAGAGCCCCAAGGACAAACGCCAAAAACUCACUGAUUCAGAACUGCCACCAUCCCCUUCGCCAACAACAGCAGGUCCCUCUCUACCGCCCUCAGUCCCAUCAACGACUGUUGGUCCUACCUUACCGCCCUCGGAUCCUCAACCAACUCGUCCCAUCGCCGGACCUGCACCACCACCAGCUCCCCUCGAUGAACGUCCAACGGCACCACCAGACUCGGACGACGAGUCGGAUGAUGACGAUGAUUUCGGUCCAGCUCUGCCAACUGCAGCCGAUCUGAACCCUUCCAUCAAUAACAUCGGGCCCUCAAUACCACAGCCAGCAGCAGCUCCUGUCAGAGCUCAGCGCGACGAAUGGAUGACACUACCACCCCAGCAAGACGAUCUCGCAGCCCGUAUGGAUCCGUCCAAGAUGCGUGCUCGAGGCUUCAACACCGGCAAGAAUGCAAGAGGUGGCAACACAACUCCCGCCGGAGGAAAUAUCGCCGCAGCAUGGACAGAGACACCAGAGGAGAAACUGAAGCGUCUGCAAAACGAGGCAAUGGGUGUAAAGCCAGCUACUGCUGGACACUUUGAUGCUCAAGAAGCAGCCAGGAACAAGGAGAAGGAGGCAGAGGCAAGACGCAUACGCGAACAGACUGUGAGUUCGCUUGUAUCUGCAAUCCUGGAUAAUCAAGCUGACAUAUCACUACAGGACAAAGCAAGAGGACCAUCGUUGAUGGCACAACACAAAGAGUCAAAUCCAGAAAACAAGGAUGACGACCCCAGUAAACGCGCUUUCAACAGAGAGAAAGACAUUGGUGGCAGCUCGCUCGGUCUUGUCGACAAAAGGACCUGCUCAACAAGGCUUCCAACUUUGGCUCAAAGUUCUCCGGCGGUGGCUAUCUGUAGAACCUCAAUAGCCUUGUACACGAAAGCAUGA
Molecule: messenger RNA, 1026 nt
Organism: Aureobasidium musti
Lineage: Eukaryota; Fungi; Ascomycota; Dothideomycetes; Dothideales; Saccotheciaceae
Source: the annotation of a GenBank genome assembly